AACCAGGGUUUUACCACACAUGCUGACCAUGUAAGGGGAAGUGUAUGAGAGCAGAGGGUCCCUGAAUGCACCGCUCCAUUUAGACCAUCAUCACAUCCUCCUCAUCGUCACAGCUGCUCAGCUUAAAUAUGAAGCCACUGCUGCUGAAGACUCAUCAAAGAGGACAAGACAACCACACAUGGCGAGCAGAAAGACAAAGAAGAAGGAGGGAGGAGCCAAACGGGCUCAGAGAGCCUCGUCCAACGUCUUCUCCAUGUUUGAACAAACUCAGAUCCAAGAGUUUAAAGAGGCAUUCACUCUGAUUGACCAGAACCGGGAUGGAUUUAUUGACAAGGAGGAUCUGAAGGACACAUACGCCUCUCUGGGUAAACUCAAUGUGCUGGACAAUGAGUUGGAGGACAUGCUGAGAGAAGCCACUGGUCCCAUCAACUUCACCAUGUUCCUGACCCUAUUUGGAGGAAAACUGCAUGGCACAGACCCUGAGGAAACCAUUUUAAAUGCUUUCAAAAUGUUUGACCCUGACGCCAAAGGCUUCAUUCACAAAGAUGAAUUACAGAAUCUACUGAUGACGCAAGCGGACAAGUUUUCAUCUGAGGAGGUGAAGCAGAUGUUCCAGUCGUCGGACAUCGACGUGACAGGAAACCUGGACUACAAAUCUCUGUGUUACAUCAUCACACAUGGCGAACAGCAGGAGGAAUAAACGAGUCAACGACAUGAAAACAUGACUUUUUGAUAAAUGUUCUAAAACUAAGAAUUGACAGAAACUCUGAUCUAUAUUUGACCACUUUAUUCAUUUAGAUUGACACAUGUCAUGUACUCAACGUCUUAAUAAAACAUUAUGUACUUUG
Solea senegalensis (Senegalese sole) is the source of this 848-nucleotide messenger RNA. RefSeq names its product myosin light chain 5-like. Bases 179 to 700 code for a protein of 173 amino acids. The record is from RefSeq and is a predicted model, not a curated record. The transcript has 7 exons. Gene Ontology annotation, cellular component: cytoplasm. Gene Ontology annotation, molecular function: calcium ion binding. Lineage: Eukaryota; Metazoa; Chordata; Actinopteri; Pleuronectiformes; Soleidae.